AUGGUCAAUGCGAACGAUCGCCUCCCUUUGGCUCACGUAGUAGACGCAUUCGAUAUAGAAAAACGUACAGAGUUUGCCGACACGGGGCUCUCUGGCAUCCUGCAACGGAACAAGUACGCAUUUGCGUGCAAUGUGUUGCAAUAUGUACUAAGAUUCGCGGCUGUGCCAGUUAGUAGGACAGUGACGCUCUUACCCAACUGCGACUCCCACAACAAGUUCUCGCACCAUCUACUAUAUCCAAUUUUGUUGUGCUCGACGGGAUUGAUGUUCCGUCGAUUAGCAUUAAGUCGUAGUCACCAAUCCUAA
This is a messenger RNA of Sparassis crispa, 306 nucleotides long. RefSeq lists its product as hypothetical. The coding region runs from base 1 to 306 and encodes 101 amino acids. NCBI's taxonomy places the organism in Eukaryota, Fungi, Basidiomycota, Agaricomycetes, Polyporales, Sparassidaceae. The transcript is spliced from 5 exons. The record is from RefSeq and is a predicted model, not a curated record.